Acanthosepion pharaonis is the source of this 501-nucleotide messenger RNA. Lineage: Eukaryota; Metazoa; Mollusca; Cephalopoda; Sepiida; Sepiidae. The record is from the annotation of a GenBank genome assembly.
AUGUUUCUUUUUAACUUUCUACCCUUUCCUUUUUCUUCUUUCUAUAAUUUCUUUCUCUCCUUCACUCUCUAUGCUAAUCUAUCAUUUUUAAAUACCUUUUCUUUUCUAAACAAUCUUUACGCUUACUGCAUUCUUCGACAUUUCUUUCAUUCACCCAUUCCUUCAUUCAUUCUUUCAUUCACCCAUUCUUUCAUUCAAAAAUUCUUUCAUUCAAACAUUCUUUCAUUCAAACAUUCUUUUCACGUCUGUCAUUUCCUUUUAUCCGUUCACGUCAACUUUCUUUUUCAACUGAUGCAUUUCUUUAUUUCUUUUAUUUUUGCUUCUGUUCUUUACGUUUCUUAUAACGUUGUCGUUUUUCACUAUUUUUCUUCUAUUUAUUUUAUGACAUUGGUCAUUUUCUUCUUCUUCUCCCUCUUCAUUCUAUUUCUUUUUCUUCUUCCUUAUUAUUCUUUCUUCUUUUUCUUCUCCAUCUUCUUCUUCUUCUUCUUCUUCUUCUUCUAA